This is a messenger RNA of Hyla sarda, 3763 nucleotides long. It is a transcript of the gene TNFRSF11A, whose product is annotated as TNF receptor superfamily member 11a. Lineage: Eukaryota; Metazoa; Chordata; Amphibia; Anura; Hylidae. The record is from RefSeq and is a predicted model, not a curated record. Gene Ontology annotation, molecular function: cytokine binding; tumor necrosis factor receptor activity. Gene Ontology annotation, cellular component: external side of plasma membrane. The coding region runs from base 422 to 2083 and encodes 553 amino acids. Gene Ontology annotation, biological process: response to interleukin-1; multinuclear osteoclast differentiation; lymph node development. The transcript is spliced from 10 exons.
UGACGUGUGACUGUCCCCCUCCCCAACUCUGCUGUACUCCUGAGGAGUGUUCAGACUGGUAGCUGCCCGUCUAUAUGUUGGCACGGUACCCCAGGCGUUCCGUGCCCCUUGUUUUCCUGCUCCCGGGGUGAGGCGGGAGGGGGCAGGGAGCACAGCUGGGAGCAGGGCACGGGCGGGGGGAAGGAGAAGGAAGUGGCCGCGACUAAGCGCUCCCCAUAGGACCGCACUGUCAGAGCGAAACCGCACAGCGACUCCGGGGGAGGCAGGACACUACAGGGCGCAGACAUCCAUGUGCGGCGGAGAAGGGAGCGGCUACUGAAGUGGGCACUUGACUGCAUGGCAUGUAGAGGGCCAGGAGGAGAGCGGCUGAUGCCAAUGGUGAUGAGGGAGAUUUCUCCGAGGGACAAGCGGCCGUAGGAACAUGAAGGUCUGGCUGCUUCUCACCGCCGCCCUCUGGAUUACCGGGGCUCUCUGCAGGGCGCUGCCUGGCAUCCAGAACUCUCUGAAAUGUGACCCAGAGAAGCAGUAUGAACAUCAUGGACAGUGCUGCAAUAAAUGCCCGCCUGGAACAUUCAUGAAAGCCAAAUGCACCCCCUUUGCAAACACUACUUGCCAUCCCUGUGGCCCUAAUGGAUACAUGAGCGUUUGGAAUGAAGAUCUGAGUUGCACACUUUUCAUGGUUUGUGAUGCAGGGAAAGCUUUGCGCAUAUCUUUUAAGGGAAACAGCACAUACCCUCGGGAAUGUGAGUGCUUUGAUGGGUACCACUUUGAUACAAAACUUGAACUAUGUCUGGAGAAUUCUAAGUGUCCCCUUGGCUUUGGAGUGCAGAUACCAGUCCAAUCAAAUAAAAAUACUGUCUGCGUACCAUGUCCUGUGGGAUAUUAUUCCAACACUUCAUCUGCAACAGGAGCAUGCACCCAAUGGACAAACUGUACAGAUGUUGGAUUAAAAGUAAUUGUUCCUGGCACUGACAUAUCUGAUGCUAAAUGUGAUCGGCAAAGUGUCCUACCAGAUCUGACAAAGAUGGUAAUUCUGAUUAUUUUCAUCAUUGUGGCAACAGGGAUUGUGAUAUGCAUCAUCUACAUUGUGCACUUUAGGAAGAACUACAGUGCGUUCAUAGGGCAAGAAAAGCAAAGUUAUGACCAAGUACAUAAAUCUCAGGAGAAAGUAUUCAGUAAACAGAUUGAGUCAAAAGACUGCAUACACAGAGUUCACUCUUCUUCAGGAGACCAUGAUCCUCUAAAAGAAUCAGUGACUUACCAAGGCAGGUUGAUUCCAACAGAAGAUGAAUACAUGGACCAGAGAAAGUCGCCUGAACCAGAAAAUGGGAGCAUGGCUGCAGGCACAGACUCAACUUCAGAUAUUGGCUCUCUCGGAACAGUCUAUGGUUUUUCUGAUACCAGUUCUGAUAGACUGCUUCCUCCUUCGCAGGAAGAAGGUGUUAGCAUUCCUCUGUAUUCCCACCACCAUUGUGGUCAGUCUGCAAAAGAAAUCCAGGACAACUAUGCUAGAGGUCCUGUAGCGUGUAGCCAUUGUGCUUCUCAGCAAACAUUUCAGGGAUUCUCACAGGCAACACAUCCGACCCCAGAGAGAAAUGAUGGAGAGGAGCCAUGUUUUUGCUUCACUGACAGGCAGUACUCAAGAAGUGAAAGCAGUGCCAGCAGCACCACUACCACAGAUCCACCAUCACCUCCGUCAGGAAAUGUGACAGGGAAUCAUAACACAACAGUUAUUUCUACUGCCCCAGUCAUGAACAUUAAGACAGAUCUUGUUGUGGUGUACUACAAUUCAGCCUCCCAGGAGACACCCACAGUGAAUGAAAAUGUGGACACCAUGAGGCGGCCAACACAAGAGGAGAGCCAGAGCCAUUAUGACAGCUUUGUGGGCAAUACCCAGCCUCCCAGAUACAGGGACAUUCCAUGUUCUUCUGUAUCUGAUACGGACAGUAAAAUGUUUGUACAUCAGCUCAGCAGCCAAGACAGCCUGGACAUGUUUAGUCAGGAACAACCCAGUAUCUUUUUAUCUCCAAAUGCAAGCUUUUUACCUGUGCAAGAAGAAGGAAAGCCAGAAUUUUAUCUUUGAGAAAAGUUUUCAGUUUUUGCUUUCUGUGAAAUCUAUGCUCUCGUCAUCCACUAAUAUGUGAAAUAUUCAGCAAGUCCCCAGCUAGAGUGUUUAUCAGAAGCAUAGGAAACAGCAGGGAGUUAUCUGGGUAUAAGGGUCCAGUGGGAUAAGAUUAGUCAAACAUUUUUAACAUUUUCUGCUACUCUAACUGUCUGUCAUCUGUGGUCUGGUGCUUAUUUUCCAAUACGUCAUAUAUUUAUUUAUCCGUGUUGUGAACUUGGAAGGGGAAUUUGUACUCUCUGUCACUUUUAUCAAGCUUCAUUUCUCAAUGUUGUACAAAGUAAAAUAUAUUUUUUCAUGCUAAUUUAGCUCAUUUAAAUUUAAAUGUAUUUUAAUGUAUUAACGCUAACCCUUACAUGAUUUGGAGCAAAAUGUAACCAUUAAGAAUGUACAUGGUGAAUUGUAUAUAAAAUCUGUGUGUGUGUAUUGCCAAGAAACUAAUUUUGUUUCUUGUCAGUUUGUGACACCCGGACCUUUUGUAACCAUUGUUAUCCUAGAGGGGUUUUCUCAGCGUAAAUAAUGAAGUGACUAGUGUGUCAAAUGUCCUAAAGGUCCUAUUACACAUGGGGGUCAAAUAGGCCCAUAUCAUCCUGUGUAAUAGGGCAAGUGACCAGCCAAUGAACAAGCAAACAAUAGUUAAUUAGUUGACCCGUAAACUGGGAGGAAAAAAAAUCACACAUACAUGUAUUUUUCAGUGUAGUUAUUUACAGAGUGAAAUGUUUCACCUGUUAACAAGUUACUGCCAAUAACUGCAGAACUGCGGCAAUUAUCAGUAAGAAAAUUAAACUUGAGGGUUUCACACACCGCUUUUUGUGGCAGUUUUUCUUUCAGUUUUGAGACAAAGCCAAAAACAAAUUCAAAAGAAAUGGUAAAGCUAAAAAAAAGUGUUGGGGGCUGUAUUAUCAAUAUUGGACUGGACUGGACGACUCCACAAAAAAAAUUAAUUCCGUAGUUAGUCAUUAUGUUACAUAAAUAUAUGCCUAAAAUAUUUGUUGUGUGUGAUCUGCUCUUGUGCUGUAGGUGGUAUUUAGUAAAAAAAAUACCCUAUGAAAAAUGCAGGUAGAUGAUGAUGAUUCAACAAAGUCAAUUUCUACAGCACAAUUAUUGGCUAAAGUAGAAUAAUACCUUGAGAUAACAAAAAAUAAACAAACCCAUCAAUGUAUCCAUAGGCUGUCCCUUUAGUAUUCAUAUAUAUACUGUGUAGAAUAACAUGGACUGCCAUGCUGUUCAGUACUGUAAAAGAAGGUAUACAUUAUAUUGUAGGGCUUUUAUGAUAUUGGAUUACCUGUAUGUCUAACAUUUGGUGCACCAGGGGCCUUAACCACAUGACAACAUCGGACGUACAUGCAUGGCAUGGCAACCUUGUACUUGGCUCACCGUGCAGUGAGUCUAUGAAGUGAGUGCAUGGGCUGCACUUGCUUCAUAGAUGUAGAGUGAUGGCAGCUAUCACCUUGAACCCUUUAAAUGCUGCGAUUGCAGCAUUGAAGUAGAUCCGUAACAGGAGUCACUUGUCCUAUCAGUAUCCCUGGAGUGUGACUGCAGGAUGUUGAUCAGUUUCCAUGGCAGCUAGAGUCCUAGAAGGACUUAAAGGGGUACUACGCCCCUAGACAUCUUAUCCCCUAUCCAAAGGAUAGGGGAUCA